Molecule: messenger RNA, 1758 nt
Organism: Triticum turgidum subsp. durum (durum wheat)
Lineage: Eukaryota; Viridiplantae; Streptophyta; Magnoliopsida; Poales; Poaceae
Source: the annotation of a GenBank genome assembly
AUGUCAAACUUGUCUCGUUUAGGAGGGCUCUAUCUACGAUCAAAUCAAUUCACUGGCCACAUACCACCAAGCUUUGGAAACUUUCCGAUGCUUCAAUAUUUGCACAUCUCUAAAAACAGCCAUCAUGGCAAGGUUCCGAUGGAGAUCUUCAAAAUCCCAUCAAUAAUUGGAAUUGUCUUAUCUUCCAACAAGCUUGAUGGACAACUUCCUGCCAACAUUGGCAAUGCCAGACAACUUGUAUAUUUUCAAAUUUCGACAAACAAACUAUCAGGAGAUAUCCCAAACACUCUAGCUGGUUGUGAAAGCUUACAAGACAUUGAGUUAGACUCGAAUAUGUUCAGCGGAAGCAUUCCGACUUCGUUAGGCAACAUAAGUAGCUUGAUAUUUCUGAUUUUUUCUACCAAUAACUUAACUGGGUCAAUACCAACAUCUCUUGGCAACCUAGAACUUCUCGUGGCACUUGAUUUUUCAUUCAACCAUCUUAUUGGCGAGGUUCCAACUAAUGGGAUCUUCAAGAAUGCAACUGCUGUGCAGAUUGACGGAAAUCAGGGGCUUUGUGGUGGUGUAGUGGAGUUACACAUGCUACCAUGUUCUGUUCUGCCUUCAAAGUCAACUAGGCACAAGAAAUCUUUGGUGCUCAAACUAGUUAUCCCAAUAGCCAGUAUGGUGUCACUUGCUAUGCUGAUAUUUGGCAUACUGCUUUUGAGAGGAAAACACAAGACACAAUCUGUAUUGGUGCCAUCAUUUGCUACAAAAUUUCCAAAAGUAUCUUUCAAUGAUGUAGCGACAGCAACACAGGGAUUCUCAACAUCCAACUUAAUUGGCAGAGGGAAAUACAGUUCUGUAUAUCAAGGAAAACUAGGAGAGGAAGAAAAUGAGGUUGCCAUAAAAGUCUUCAACCUAGAGACAAGAAGAGCACACAAGAGCUUCAUUGCAGAAUGUAAAGCGCUGAGAAAUGUUCGGCAUCGCAAUCUGGUGACUAUCCUAACCGCAUGCUCGAGCAUUGAUUCUAAGGGCAAUGAUUUCAAGGCCCUGGUCUAUGAGCUCAUGCCACAAGGAGACUUGCAUAAACUGCUAUACUCGACUCGAGAUUAUGAAGGCUCUUCAGAUUUGAACCACAUUACAAUGGCCCAAAGGAUGAGCAUUGCGGUGGAUGUAGCGGAUGCAUUGGAGUACCUACAUCACAACAACCAGAAAACAAUGGUUCAUUGUGAUUUGAAACCCAGUAACAUUCUUCUACAUGACAAUAUGACAGCUCAUGUUGGAGACUUUGGCCUGGCAAGAUUCAAGGUUGCUUCCACAGCAUCAUCUCUUGGAAACAAUAACUCUUCUUCACUUGCAGUAGUGGGAACGAUUGGAUAUGCUGCUCCAGAAUAUGCAGGGGGUGGUCAAGUUUCAACCGUCGCAGAUGUUUACAGCUUUGGUGUCGUUCUCCUCGAGAUAUUCAUUCGAAGAAGGCCAACUGAUGACAUGUUUACUGAUGGACUAAGCAUUGUGAAGUUUACAGAGGCCAGCUUUCCUGAUAGGGUGUUGGAGAUUGUUGACCCCCAGCUACUAAAAGAGUUGGAUGAAACUCCAAUAGCCUUCAAGGAAAAACAUGUACAUUGUCUGCUAUCUGUGCUAAAUGUUGGCCUUUGCUGCACUAAGACAUCCCCGGGCGAACGCAUCAACAUGCAAGAGGUAGCUGCCAAGCUACAUGGAAUCAAGGAUGCAUAUCUCAGAAGCAGUGCCGUUGCUUCAGUAGCAGUACCUGAAUAA